Molecule: messenger RNA, 5460 nt
Organism: Thalassophryne amazonica
Lineage: Eukaryota; Metazoa; Chordata; Actinopteri; Batrachoidiformes; Batrachoididae
Gene: col1a1b
Product: collagen, type I, alpha 1b
Exons: 51
Coding region: 146-4504 (1452 amino acids)
Biological process (GO): skeletal system development
Cellular component (GO): cytoplasm
Molecular function (GO): extracellular matrix structural constituent; protein binding
Source: RefSeq, a predicted model, not a curated record
CAUUUGUUGAGGCAGUAGGGAGUUUCUGCUAGGGUCUGGAUUGGAGUUACGCACAGACCGGACCCUACCGUAUAUGAGUGGUGUCUGAGGAGAACAAAACAGGAUUCCCUUUGCCGCAAAGAAUCUACAUGUCUAACAUUUAGACAUGUUCAGCUUUGUGGAUAUCCGGUUAGCGCUUUUGCUCUGCGCAGCAGUGCUUUUGGCGAGAGGUCAAGGCGAGGAUGAUCAACCACCUGGCAGCUGCACGCUAGAGGGACAGUUGUACAACGACAAGGAUGUAUGGAAACCAGAGCCCUGCCAAAUCUGUGUGUGCGACAGUGGAGCGGUCCUGUGCGACGACGUGAUCUGUGAGGACACUUCCGACUGCGAUGACCCCAUCAUCCCAGAGGGAGAGUGCUGCCCCGUUUGCCCCGAUGUUGAUGUAGGACCUCAGAUGCCAGGUGACUAUGAGGAAAAUAAGGGUGACAUUGGCCCCAAGGGAGACCCGGGUCCUAUUGGUCCUCCUGGCAACGAUGGAAUCCCCGGACAGCCUGGCCUCCCUGGUCCACCCGGCCCCCCUGGCCCCCCUGGCCUUGGCGGAAACUACUCUCCUCAGAUGGGAUAUACUGACCACUCCAAAUCCGGGCCUGCCCAGCCUCAACCUGGCCCAAUGGGUCCUUAUGGUCCUCGUGGUCCUCCUGGACCUCCUGGUUCUGCUGGUCCUCAGGGAUUCACAGGCCCCGCUGGAGAGCCUGGUGAGCCCGGAGCUGCUGGUCCUAUGGGUGCUCGUGGUCCUGCUGGCCCCCCUGGAAAGAAUGGAGAUGAUGGUGAGCCUGGCAAGGCUGGUCGCCCCGGAGAGCGUGGAGCCGCUGGCCCUCCAGGUGCCCGUGGAUUCCCCGGAACCCCUGGACUCCCCGGCAUCAAGGGACACAGAGGUUUCAAUGGUCUAGAUGGAGCUAAGGGAGACAGCGGACCUGCUGGCCCCAAGGGAGAGCCCGGUGCAUCUGGUGAGAAUGGACUUCCUGGUGCCAUGGGUCCACGUGGUCUUCCUGGUGAGAGAGGUCGCCCUGGAGCUCCUGGCCCUGCUGGUGCUCGUGGUAAUGAUGGAAACUCUGGUCCUGCUGGACCUCCAGGACCCACUGGACCUGCUGGGCCCCCUGGAUUCCCUGGUGGUGCUGGACCUAAGGGAGAGACUGGACCUCAGGGAGGCCGUGGAUCUGAAGGACCCCAGGGAGCCCGUGGUGAGCCUGGUAACCCAGGACCUGCUGGACCUGCCGGACCUGCUGGAGCCCCUGGAUCUGAUGGUUCCCCUGGUAACAAGGGUGAUGCUGGUGCUGCUGGCAUUGCUGGUGCCCCUGGUUUCCCUGGAUCUCGUGGUCCUGCUGGAGCUCAGGGAGGUGUUGGCGCUCCUGGUCCCAAGGGUAACAAUGGAGACCAUGGUCCCCCUGGUCCUAAGGGAGAGCCUGGUGCCAAGGGAGAGAAUGGUCCCGCUGGACAAGUCGGACCUGCAGGACCCCCUGGUGAAGAGGGAAAGAGAGGAUCUCGUGGAGAGCCUGGUGGUGCUGGACCUCGUGGACCCCCUGGAGAGCGUGGUGCUCCUGGUGCUCGUGGUUUCCCUGGUUCUGAUGGUGCUGCUGGAGGCAAGGGUGCCCCUGGUGAGCGUGGUUCCACUGGUGCAGUCGGACCUCAGGGAGCCACUGGUGAAAGUGGAAUCCCUGGUGCACCUGGUGCUCCUGGAUCUAAGGGUGUGACUGGUAGCCCUGGAAGUCCUGGCCCCGAUGGCAAAAGUGGACCUGCUGGUGCUCCUGGACAAGAUGGCCGCCCUGGACCUCCUGGCCCAGCUGGAGGCAGAGGACUGCCUGGAGUUAUGGGCUUCCCUGGACCCAAGGGAGCCAAUGGUGAAGCUGGUAAACCCGGUGAGAGAGGAGCUACUGGUGGCACUGGCCCCGUUGGUGCCCCUGGUAAAGAUGGUGAUGCUGGUGCUCCUGGCUCUUCUGGCCCUGCUGGACCUGCUGGUGAAAAGGGAGAGCAGGGACCUGCCGGUCCUAAUGGAUUCCAGGGUCUUCCUGGACCCCAAGGACCUACUGGUGAGACUGGCAAGCCUGGCGAACAGGGUGCUCCCGGAGAGGUUGGCCCCUCUGGCCCCUCUGGACCAAGAGGUGAGAGAGGUCAUCCUGGUGAGCGUGGUGGAACCGGUAUUGCUGGCCCUACUGGACCUCGUGGUUCUCCUGGUCCUGCUGGUAAUGAUGGAGCUAAGGGAGAGCCCGGUGCUCCUGGUGCCCCCGGUGGUCUGGGUGCCCCUGGUAUGCAGGGAAUGCCCGGUGAGCGCGGUUCUGCUGGUCUCACAGGUGCUAAGGGAGAGAAAGGUGAACCCGGCGGCAAGGGAGGCGAUGGUGCCCCUGGCAAAGAUGGUGCCCGUGGUUUAACUGGUGGUAUUGGACUCCCCGGACCUCCCGGUAAUCAGGGUGAGAGGGGUGAGCCUGGACCUGUUGGAGUUGCUGGACCUACUGGCCCACGUGGUUCCCCAGGUGAGCGUGGAGAGGCUGGCCCUGCAGGACCUGUUGGAUUUGCCGGACCUCCUGGUAUGGAUGGUCAGCCUGGUGCCAAGGGAGAGACUGGUGACACUGGACCCAAAGGAGAUGCUGGUGCUCCUGGACCCGCUGGAGCUGUUGGUGGUGCUGGUCCUCAGGGACCUACUGGUCCUGCUGGACCUAAAGGUGCUCGUGGUGGUGCUGGACCCCCUGGUGUUACUGGAUUCCCUGGACCUGCCGGCAGAGUUGGACCAGCUGGCCCUGCGGGAGCUGCUGGACCCCCUGGACCCAUUGGAUCUGUUGGCAAAGAUGGCGCAAGGGGAGCUCGUGGUGAGACUGGGCCUGCUGGUCGCCCUGGUGACAAUGGUGCUGUUGGAGCCCAAGGACCUUCUGGAGAGAAGGGGUCUCAUGGUGCUGAUGGAGCUCCUGGUCCUGCUGGUGUUUCUGGACCCCAAGGUAUUGCUGGACAGCGUGGUAUUGUAGGUCUCUCUGGACAGCGUGGAGAGCGUGGUUUCCCCGGUCUGCCUGGAUCAGCUGGUGAGCCUGGAAAGCAAGGAUCCGUUGGACCUGUUGGCGAACGCGGACCCCCAGGACCUGCUGGACCCCCUGGACUGUCUGGAGCUCCUGGAGAGGCUGGUCGUGAGGGAUCUGCUGGUCAUGAUGGUGCCCCUGGUCGUGAUGGAUCUGUUGGACCAAAGGGAGACCGUGGUGAGCGUGGAAUGGCUGGACCCCCUGGUCCUCCUGGUGCUCCUGGUGCCCCUGGAUCUGUUGGCCACUCUGGCAAGAGUGGUGAACGUGGAGAGGCUGGUCCCGCUGGUCCUGCUGGUCCUGGUGGCCCUGCUGGUGUCCGUGGUCCUGCUGGCCCUGCUGGUGCAAAGGGAGACAGAGGAGAGGCUGGUGAAGCUGGAGAGAGAGGCCACAAGGGACACAGAGGCUUCAGUGGCAUGCAGGGUCUGCCCGGACCUGCUGGAGCGUCUGGAGAUAGAGGACCCGCUGGUGCUUCUGGACCUGCUGGACCUAGAGGACCUGCUGGAUCUAAUGGUGCCCCUGGUAAGGAUGGCAUUAAUGGUAUGCCUGGACCCAUUGGACCCCCUGGACCUCGUGGUCGCAACGGAGAGAUGGGCCCUGCUGGUCCUCCUGGACCUCCUGGACCCCCUGGACCUCCUGGACCUUCCGGAGGUGGAUUUGACUUCAUCAGCCAGCCACUCCAGGAGAAGGGUCCAGAUCCCUUACGUGGUGGCCACUACCGCGCUGAUGACCCCAACGCAAUGCAAGAUCGUGACAAUGAGAUCGACGCCACUCUGAAGACCAUGACUCAGAAGAUUGAGAAGAUCCGCAGCCCCGAUGGUACCCAGAAGAGCCCUGCCCGCAUGUGCCGUGACCUGAAGAUGUGCCAUCCUGAGUGGGAGAGUGGUACAUACUGGGUUGACCCCAACCAGGGUUCUGCCUUGGAUGCCAUCAAGGUCCACUGCAACAUGGAGACUGGAGAGACUUGCGUUUUCCCAAGCAAAUCCACCAUCCCCAUGAAGAACUGGUACAUCAGCAAGAACAUCAAAGAAAAGAAACACGUCUGGUUCAGCGAGUCCAUGACUGGUGGAUUCCAGUUCAUGUAUGGCACCGACGGAGCUGAUCCUGAGGACGUCAGCAUCCAGAUGUCUUUCAUGCGCCUGAUGUCCAACCAGGCUUCUCAGAACAUCACAUAUCACUGCAAGAACAGCAUUGCCUACAUGGACUCUGCCACUGGCAACCUGAAGAAGGCCUUGCUCCUCCAGGGCUCCAAUGACAUUGAGUUCAGAGCCGAAGGCAACAGUCGCUUCACAUACAGCGUCAGUCAGGAUGGCUGCACGUCACACACUGGCACAUGGGGCAAGACAGUCAUUGACUACAAGACUUCUAAAACAUCUCGCCUGCCCAUCAUUGACAUUGCUCCUAUGGAUGUUGGUGCACCUGAUCAAGAAUUUGGCGUUGAAGUUGGCCCCGUUUGCUUCUUGUAAAAAAGAAAGAAAUAUGGACAUGACGUUGUUUUUUUUCUAGCAGUCAUCUCUAAAUCUUCUUCUAUGCAUUCAAAAUCCAUUCGGCCGCCGCUGGUCCACAUGCUUAAAACCACUCCACUGAGGACAGUGCUUUUCCAACCAUGAGAAGCAAUUUUUUUGUUUUGUUUUGUUUUUUGGGGACUGCUACUUCAACCGAAACCAACCACAGGACACUUUAAAAGAAUCUUUUGUUUCCACUGGCAACAAGAAAAUAAUAUAUAUAUACUUGUGUUUAAAACAAAUGAGAAAUUUUCCCCUGGAGAAUUAAGGAAAAAAACAAACAAAAAUCCACACAUGCAAUGAAACACAGGUGAUAUUUGCCAUUUUUCUACCGCUGCAGAAGGACAUUGAAAACAACAAGUGAUAUGUACCAUGUUUUCUGGUGUUAAAUAAAUUGUAAAAAGUGUGAAGUGUCUUCUUGUUCUAAACUCACAAGAAAAAAGCACCUGAAAACCAGUGACUAGUAGAAGACAAACUCACCUUCACUGCAAAAUGUGAAUGGCUACCUCAAACAAGAAGUCAACCCCAAUUGUUUAUUUUACAUAAUAAGCCUAUAACGGGGGAAAAUCAACAAUAUUCAAAGGUGCUAAAACUAGUUUAAUGUGGUCCAGUUAUUUGUCAAGAAUCUCUUACCAUCAUACUGUAAUUUUUGCCACUCAUGCCUGCAGAACCUUUGGUGCUAUUAAACUGACUCAUUGUCUUGUUGUCUAUGCAGUGCAAUUCUUUUUUUCUCAAGUGUUGGUUUGAUAACGGAGGUCUUCUGACAGGUGAUCACUGCACAUGUAAUGCAUGCAAUCAUGUCUCUCUCUUUUUUUGUAGAUAAAAGCAAAUGACUGGUUAAAUAUCGUUUGGCUGCUUGUGUGUCCAGUGUGGAUCCUUCUGUCUGUUUGCCCCGUUGGAAACGUCCUCGUCACAAA